GUCGCUCACGGCCGUAUGUGGGUACCCUGUGAUUCUGUCUCAGUUGACGCGGGGUGUCAAUUUUCCUCGCGAUCAACUACAUUUCUGUGGCCGGCGCACGUUCACCUUGGGGAGAAGUCCUUAAUUAAAUACUUCUACAUCAUGUACCCCAUGGGCACUCUCAAUGAAACUAUUCGACUUACCAACAAUAAUUUGGCGGCAAGUUCAUUUCGCUCUAUUGGACCAGGUGACUUUUUUCGCUGGAUAGGUAUUCGUUGCGUGAAUACUCCGAGCAACUACGGGGAGAGAUUUCAGAUGACACGGCACUGUUUUGAGCAAAUAAUGUACGCACUUUCAUUUUCCGACAACAACUCGACUAGUGACCCGUGGUACCCGAUACGUCCAUUGAUUCAGGGAUUCAACGAUCAGAGAACCAAGCAUGUUUCUCCUGGAAACAUUAUCGUAGUCGACGAG
Molecule: messenger RNA, 453 nt
Organism: Phytophthora sojae
Lineage: Eukaryota; Oomycota; Peronosporomycetes; Peronosporales; Peronosporaceae
Exons: 2
Source: RefSeq, a predicted model, not a curated record